Molecule: messenger RNA, 2547 nt
Organism: Anolis sagrei ordinatus
Lineage: Eukaryota; Metazoa; Chordata; Lepidosauria; Squamata; Anolidae
Gene: NKAIN3
Product: sodium/potassium transporting ATPase interacting 3
Biological process (GO): regulation of sodium ion transport
Source: RefSeq, a predicted model, not a curated record
UCGCAGGGACCCCCAGGCAGACACUCGUGGGCUCGCCGGGUCCCUCCAAUUAGGGGAAGGGGCUCUGCCGCCUCUGCUGCCCCCCAUCCCCCCCGCCUCCUCCUCCGAGGGUGAAGGCACCUGCCCGCCGCUCGCCCCCGCCUUCAGCCAUUGACAAUUCCGAGUCCCCCUCUCGCCCCCUCCCCUUUCCUCCGCCACCAUUCACAAGUCUCAUUCAUUGCGCGGCGGAGCCCCACGCCCACCCGAGGCAAGGCGGCACCAGGCAGCCAGGCAGCCAGCCAGCCGAGAGGGCACGCUCUCCUCUCUGCUCCUUUCCUCUCCUCUCCGCCGCCCCGCCCGGCAAAGGGCGCAACCAUCCGCGGAAAGCUGGCCUCGGGUUGCUCUCUUUCCCGCGGCUGAGGCGGAGGGGGUCGCCUUCCUCCUCCUCCUCCUCUUCCUCCUCUUCGCCUCUAACAAAGGGAUUUGGCCGGCGCACGAGGCGGAUGCGGUGAGAGAGGGGCUGCUUCCCCGGCAGGAGGAGGAAGGAGCGGGCAGGGAAGGCAAGGAAAAGGGGGGAAAGAAGACCCCCCCCCCUCCCACGAUGGGCUGCUGCACCGGGCGCUGCACGCUGGUCUUCCUCUGCACGCUGCAGCUGCUAGCUGCCCUCGAGAGACAGAUCUUUGACUUCCUUGGAUUCCAGUGGGCUCCUAUCCUUGGUAAUUUCCUGCACAUAAUAGUUGUCAUUUUGGGUUUGUUUGGAACUUUACAAGACAGACCUCAAUAUAUAGUUGUGUAUUCGAUAUGGACGGUUCUCUGGGUCACAUGGAAUGUUUUCAUUAUCUGCUUCUAUUUGGAAGUAGGCGGUCUCUCUAAGGAAACAGAUCUCAUGACCUUUAACAUCUCAAUGCAUCGAUCCUGGUGGCGAGAACAUGGACCAGGCUGCAUACGAAGAGUGGUGCGUCCUUCAGCUCCUGGCAUCUUAGAGGAUUUUUCCUAUGUCUCUGUGACAGGCUGCAUCAUGGACUUCCAGUACUUAGAGGUCAUUCACAGUGCCAUUCAAAUACUACUCUCUUUGGUUGGUUUUGUUUAUGCCUGCUACGUGAUCAGUGUUUUCAUGGAAGAAGAGGACAGCUUUGAUUUCAUAGGUGGACUUGACACUUACUCCUACCAACAAUCCCCUCGGGAACAUAUUGAGUUAAAGCCUGUAAAUCCUGUCGAAAUAAGUAAUGGACACUGAUGUUCCACUCGUGUUUAGCAGUAUUUUUCUGAAUCAGAUGUUUCUGAAGGAAACUCCAGUUCUGCAAAGCUGUCUUGCAGAAGAGACACCUGGACUGUGGAUUCCGCUUCCAAUGUGUGACUGGUCACAGCCUGGAAUUUCUUCUUAUUGUUGUUAGGUGGAUCCUUGUUAGACGAUCUUGAAUUUCCUUUCAAUUAUUCACUUUUAUGAACACUUGUAAAUUGUAACUUUUUUCUUUUUAAUGUUAUUUUUACAAAUAUCUAGUGUUUAUGGCAUGAAACAAUUGAAUGUGUGAAAAAGUCUCUUUCUCCCCAAAAAAUCAGCCAAUGUUUUUUGGACUGAUACAAUAAUACUAGCCUGCAUGUGCUAGUAGUAUUUUGAUACACACACAUCCUCCAAAAUCACUGGGUUGUGAGAUAGCUAGCUCAGGAGAGAGAUUACUGAGUUUAACCUUGUGUGUAUUCAUCAAUUAGAUUCCCCCCCCCCCCCCAGAUAUUGUAAUGUUUAGCAUUGCAUUCUAGUAGUGCAGUGCUACGUAUUUACCCAGAAGCAAGCCCUGCUGAGCUCAUUGGGACCAAAUAAAUUGCAAAGGAUCACAGUCUUAGUAUUUUCCUCACAUGUUAGCCAAUUCAGUGGUGCUUUCUCCCAGGUAAAUUUGCAUUAAAAUGUGAUCUAGUUUGCAUAUGGCUUCUUCCUCCAGUUUUCCCUUUGUCCUAUAUGUUUGCCUAUAUACAUUGGCCUAGAUUAGAUUUCAGUGUGUGCAACUGAGUUGAUGGAAGCAGACAUGCAUGCCCUCUCUUCUCUGUGGUAGACCAUCCAGUGUCCUAUAAAUGCCACACAGAAGGUCAAGGAGAGCUUGCUGCUGGAUGAAAUAAUGUGUGGUACAGCUAGAAAGAAGAAUCCUUGAAAACUGGACAAAAGUGCCUCCUAUCCAUAGAGCGCUUCCAUUUACAGAAGAUAGAUGCUGGACCCAGCCCAUUAAUUGUAGCUGUUAGUGAAUGGCAGAAAAAUGAAUGAUAACUUGGUUUCAUCCUUCAGAAAUUCAGGACAGAUGUCUGUAAUUUGCAUUUUUUAAAAAUCUCCUAAGGAGCCAAAUGUGAAUGUGUACAAACUGGGGUAAAGAGUCAAAGGGUGGUACCAGCUACAGCCUUAUGAGCUUCUGAAAAAUUAAUAAUGGCCUUAAUUUAAAAGCUGAACAUAAGGCAUUUGAUUAUGACAAUGUGUAUAAAAUUUGUAGAUUUAUUUGUAAAUACAUUUAGAAUAAGAAUAUGUAUCAAUGUGACUUUUUUUAAAAUUUAGUUUCCAACAGUAUAAAAAGUGAGAUUACACAA